Messenger RNA from Magnolia sinica, 1494 nucleotides. RefSeq lists its product as uncharacterized. NCBI's taxonomy places the organism in Eukaryota, Viridiplantae, Streptophyta, Magnoliopsida, Magnoliales, Magnoliaceae. The coding region runs from base 336 to 1424 and encodes 362 amino acids. The record is from RefSeq and is a predicted model, not a curated record. The transcript has 4 exons.
UCUCAUCUUUCGAUUGAAGAGCAGCCAUGUACCUACUUAUAAAUCAAUGAAAGGUGGCGAUUUUUUAAUGGGUUUUUGGAAGGUUAAGAUUUAGUGAAAGAUUCUUCGAGAAGGGCAUAUGAUCAAAAGAUUUUAUUCGACAGAAACAUGAAAGAGAGGUGGUGAUUUUGUAUGGAAUAUCGGAGGCUGGGAGAAUUCGGAGAAAGUUGAGGAUUGUUUGAUCUCAUUCAACAGUGGUGUGUGCCAUAACGGCAAGGAUACAAUAUCAACGGUCUGGAUCAUUCAACGAUGCAGCACUUUAGGACGAUUCACAGCACCACAAUCUAACAGUACCAAUGGGAUGCCUUUCUUCAAAGAUCGCGGCCCGGUCAAGGAGCUUUCAAGAAGAGCUGAGGCAUAGCUUGCAGAGGAGAAUCGAGGGCUUUCCCGCCUUAGAAGAUAUACUCAUCUCCAAGAACAAUGGAGAUCAAUUCCUCGCUCUUGUUUGCACUGCUAAUACAGUGGCCAAGAAACUCCAAAAUGGAAAUCCCGCGACAGAGUCCAUAAUUGAAGUGGACCCGUUCGACAAGCAGACAGAUAUCGAGAACAUCAACAUCAAAGUAUUGAUGUGUGACUUAAAAGAAGAAGAACAACAACAACAAGAACAAGAACAAAGAAAAGAGAGACCCAUAGCUUCUACAAGCUUUCAUGGCCCCCACCAAUUGGCUAGUGAAGUACAAUGUCCAAUCCAAUGUGACAAUACCUACGCGAUCCAAGAUAAUGGACCCACAAUAGAUGGUGGAAGUAUAAUAAGUACUAGAAGCAUCCAUACCGUUGAAGAAUACGAUGCGAUGGUGGACGCAAGCAAUCGAUGGUCCCAAAUAGGGCCGGACGUCAUAGUUCAUCAUUCCACUGGAAAUGUAAAUGACCAAUGUGUAGGAUCUUCAGGAAGCUCUUUUAACCAGUGUUCUGCAGUUGAAGAGGAUGGCAUUGAGGGCGACAGGAAAGAAUCAUCCACAAUUGAUAAUCACAAGCCUGAUCAUGCCGAGGCUGUUAUCGCCACCGUUGAAGAUGGGAAUUUCACAAAUGAAAAGGGCUUUCGGAGGAAGGCGAAGGCGAAAGAGCUGGCCACCCUCAGCAUUCCAACAAUCGUUGAUUUUCCGGCUCCAGGAAGUUUUGGAGAUUGGAACGAAUUGACGACCUUGUUCUCCAACGGCGACUAUGACACACCCAAAUUUGGUAAUUUUUGCAUAGCGAAUCCGGUAUACUGUAGUGGAGAGUGUAAUGUAUUCGAUCCGGAAAUGCUGGCAUCCUUUGAAGAAGACAUGAAGCAGCUGACAGAAGAGGAGGAAAGCAUACUUCAACAGAUUGUAGAGAGUCUGGAGGAAGAGAGUAUUGGAAAGGAGGAAAAUAAGGAAUUCAUUCCAAACCAAAUACAAGUGUAGAAUGGGAAAUUGACUUUGAGAAUUCAGGUGGAAGUUGAAAAAUAUGGGAAUACAUCUCAGUCAUAGAAAA